AUGUUGGAGCUAUUGCACAAGACUGAAGUGAAUUCCCUGCCAGUGGUCACUUCUAUGCUACGAUGCCUGGAGCUUGCCACUGAGGUUUCUGGCACAGCUGCCUUGGUUCUCUUCCGAGAUUUCGGAGGGCUGCAGGCCUUUUCGAUGCGGUUGCAGAGAGAAGUAGAGUUGUUGAUGGCUUUGGAUUUUACUGGUGACGUGGUGGAGUCCCGAUCUCCUGGUCCAGAGGCACCAGAGGAAGAGCGUCAGAGGUUUCGGAGCCUCUUCGAGGAGGUCACUUUCAGACGGCGCCUUUGUCGCCAGUUGCUGAAGAAUGUCCAGACAGCUUUGCAAUGUAGCGAGGCCCUCCAGGGCCUGGCGAGCGUCUUCCAAGGGCAGCUGACGGAUGCGCUGAAGUUGGCGGUGAAGGCGCCUAUGAAGAUUGGUUUGCCACUCUUCGGCACGGCCAUCGACAUUGUCUCCAGCAUUAUCCAAGAUGAUCCUUCCAGGGUACCCCGAAUGAUCGAGACUGAGGUCUUGCCAGAGAUCAUGUCCGCGUUGAACAAAGAGACAAUGCGAAGUGUUGAAUGUCUCAACUUCGUCCCUGGUUGCUUGGCGUCCAUUGCCCUGCAUGCAGUUGGAGAGAACUUCAUCCUGGGUGCUGCCUCAAAGCCGUUGCAGCUAGUGACGGAGGCGCUCAUGGAGAGCAGCUUUGCAGGGUACAGUGGAGUGGUGGACCCAAAAAGUGGCUCUAUGAAAGCAAGCGUUUCCACAGUUUCCAAGCUGCUCUUGGCUUGGAAGGAGCUUGUUCAGAUCAUGGGGACACACGUGGAGAAGGCCAACUGGGCUUGGGUGGACCCUUCGUUCAAGGGGAGCAAGAUUGGCAACGUGACUUGCCCUGCUGACACAACAGGCGAUGUGUAA
Durusdinium trenchii is the source of this 903-nucleotide messenger RNA. The record is from the annotation of a GenBank genome assembly. NCBI's taxonomy places the organism in Eukaryota, Dinophyceae, Suessiales, Symbiodiniaceae.